Molecule: messenger RNA, 1644 nt
Organism: Metopolophium dirhodum (rose-grain aphid)
Lineage: Eukaryota; Metazoa; Arthropoda; Insecta; Hemiptera; Aphididae
Exons: 6
Coding region: 1-1644 (547 amino acids)
Source: RefSeq, a predicted model, not a curated record
AUGAGUGCCACCGAGGGUGAAACCAAAGAUCAAACUUUAACAACACCUCCCAAUAAUUCAACGGAUGAUGAAGAUAUUACUUUUAAUUUUUUUUGCGAUAUAGUUAAGCAAUUGAUUUUAAAACGUAAUGAUAUCGGAGAUGCUUGUGUAUUAUCAAGCUGGUUGAGAGUGUUGGAACAAAAUAAAAAUAAAGUUGUUCGAAAUGAAUAUAUAAAACUCAUGACGUUGGCAUUGCAAUAUCCAGAUCCAAUCUGUCCAUUUAAAGACCCUCCUCCCGAGACAAUUGAUCCCUUGGAAAAUGGAGUGAUCGACAUGGCAAGAAAAUUUUUAAAGAAAGAAGGUACUGCAACGUGUGUUGGAGUUAAUGAAGAGGUCCAUUAUCCAACAAUUAGUACAGCAAUGUCCUACGACAAACGCCAAUAUGCUUCAUAUCAAGUUAUACCGAACGUGGGUGUUCAGUGUUAUUACGCCUUUUCAGACGAACCAAUGUACAAUUGGAAUUUAUCUUCACAAGUAUCAGUCCCUAAAGGUGGACCACACGCCACGGACACUGAUUGGGAAAGAGCAUUAGCGGGUAUUCAAUCCCAAUUGCACAAACCGAGCACAGACAAAGUACAAAUUCCGAACGCCCGAAAAAAUGCAAGCAAUAAAGAUGACGAAAGCGAAGUCAAGUCAUUGAUUUCUGGCAGCAGGGUAUCUAGGAAAAAGUCCGAUAAAUUAAAAGAAAGCGAGCAGGAGACUCCAGAUAUUUGCAAUGUAAUGUACAUAGAACAACAAAACCGAAAUGUGACUGAAGUAUUCGAAUGGAAUGAUGCUAGUUUAUUAACUGGAGAUAUAAGACUUGGCGCAGAAAUGUGUUCCGAUCGCAAAGUUGAUGCUCAAUUUAAGACACAAAUAGAACUCGACAAAGAAGCAUUUAAUGCCUACGAUAAACUUUAUCCCGGCGAUUUCAUAAUAGACGUAGAGCAGUCGGUUAUCAACGAUAUAAUUCCAAUUAAAACAAACGUUGUUACGGAAGCCGGCGAUAAAAAAACGAUCUGCAAAGACCAAGAACAACAACAGCAACAGCCGUCGGCACAUAACGGCGAUGGUUGCGGUGGCGCGAGAAAAAAGCAACGCGAGUGCCCGCGGCCGAAAUUGUGCACGAUACGGCAGAGCGCAGGCCACGGGAACGUCAAACCGCCGCUUGAAGAACGCCGGACCGUAGUCGAGAAGUCGCCGUUGGACCAUCAUCGUCGACGGAUUUCCGAACUGACGCUCCAACUGGCCGCGCUAAAUUCCACCGACGACUGCAGAGGCGGCAGCAUCGAUCCGCCGGAGAAACUUCCGUCCACCGCAGACGGCCACCCCGCCGCGCCGUCCGGACGUCGUAACCGGGGCGACGACGACCACAACUGCGGCCGCGGUGGUGCUGACGCAAGACCGGCGUGGUCCACCGAAUCGCGCGCCGAACGGCAAUUGGACAGCGGCUUGCUGUUCAAGAGAUCGGAACUGCGGAGCAUGCUCGACUUCACCGGUGAGUGUUUCGAGGAGGUGAGCUCAAUGCUGCGGAGCCAACGAAAGGACCCAAAGAGCGUGGUCAGUCUGGCCCAGGUGUACGGGAGGUCCUCGAACAGUCGCGACGGCGAGUCUGACGGCGCGUAA